This is a messenger RNA of Adineta ricciae, 975 nucleotides long. Lineage: Eukaryota; Metazoa; Rotifera; Eurotatoria; Adinetida; Adinetidae. The record is from the annotation of a GenBank genome assembly.
AUGUCGUCUCAGCAAUCAAGCAGCAAUACAUUCGUUGCUUCUCUUGAAUUAACCUUAAAAUAUCUUUUCCAAUAUGGUGUCUUGGGUUUAUUCAUUCUCGGUAAUAUCAGUUGUGUGCUAAGUUUAAUAGUUUUUAGUAGAAAAACUCUUCGUAAAAAUCCUUGUUCAUUGUACAUGAUCGCAUUUCAUAUCGGUAGUUUCAUUUAUCUCAACACAAUCGUUUUAGCAUCACUCUUAACAAAUGGUUAUUUAAUUCCAAUUGCUCUUUAUAGUAUUCAUAUUUGUCGAUUGAGUUUAUAUAUGGCAGUUGUUUUAAGUGUUCUAUGUCCAUGUUAUUUAAUAUUCGCAUCGAUUGAUCGAAUAUUACUAACAUCAGCAAAUGCAACGACAAGACAACGAAGUACAAGUCGUCUUGCUUGUGUUUGUAUUAUUAGUGUGACAUUAUUUUGGUUUAUAUGUCAUGUUCAUGUGUUAGUUUAUGUGAAUAUCAUACAAGUUACACCGAAUUAUUCUAUUUGUUAUUUUCCAAGUGGAACAUAUUCAACAAAUCUGAGUUAUUAUUCAACAAUAAGAGCUUUGUUGAUUCCAUUAAUUUUAGGAAGUUUAGGAGUUGCUGCAGUGAAAAAUGUUCGUCAAAUAAGUCUCAAACGAGUUCCUGCUUUUUCAACAAAUAUUGGAAUAGGUCAACACACUCCUGUACAACAUACACAUUCGAAAGAUCGUCAACUUAUUCGAAUUCUUCUGACAGAUGUUGUGCUUUAUUUUGUAUUGAGUUUUCCACUUUCAAUCAUUACACUUUAUUUACAAAUUAUUCAACAUAAUGUUAAAACAUAUGAACAAACUCAAAUAAACACGUUUAUUCAAUAUACGUGUGCAAUUGCUGCAUAUAUUCCAUUUUGCACGGGUUUUUAUAUAAAUCUAUUCAUUUCCAAAACAUUUCGAAAUGAAAUCAAAAACGUUUUUUUGUGUCAAUAG